AUGCCAGUGCGAGGAGAUCGGAUGUUUCCACCCCGGCGGGAGCUGUCAGGUUGGCUCCCGGCCCACGGCAUGGAAGAACUGAUAUGGGAACAGUACACUGUGACCCUACAAAAGGAUUCCAAAAGAGGAUUUGGAAUUGCAGUGUCUGGAGGCAGAGACAACCCCCACUUUGAAAACGGAGAAACGUCCAUUGUCAUCUCUGAUGUGCUCCCGGGUGGGCCUGCCGACGGGCUGCUCCAAGAAAAUGACAGGGUGGUCAUGGUCAACGGCACCUCCAUGGAGGACGUGCUCCAUUCAUUUGCUGUUCAGCAGCUGAGAAAAAGUGGCAAGGUUGCUGCCAUUGUGGUCAAGAGGCCCCGGAAGGUCCAGCUGGCCCCACUGCGGAGCAGCCCUCCCGUGGAUCACGAUGACCGGGCUUUUGAGGUGAUGGACGAGUUUGACGGCAGAAGCAUCCGCAGUGGGUACAGUGAACGGAGCUGGCGUAGUGGCCGUGGUGGACGAAGCUGCAGCUUGGAUGACAGCCCCAACCGAGGGCGUCCCCAUAACCGGGCACAGAGCCGGGAGCGGCUCCACAGCAGGGACCGGAGCCGGGGCCGGAGCUUGGAGCGGGGCCUGGACCAGGACUACAGGCAAGCCCGAGACAGCAGCCGUGGACGGAGCAUCGACCGGGAGGGAAGCUAUGAGCGAAACUAUGACCCAGCCUACGACCGGCCCUACAGCCCAUCUGUGGAGUAUAGCCGUAGAGCUCAGGCCGACGCCCACUAUGAAGUGUCCCGGAGUCGCAGCCAGGAGUACUUCCACUCCCGCAGCCCCAGCCCUGAGCUGAGGGGGCGGCCAGACCAUGCCAGCCAGCAGGACUCAGAUCGGCCCAUCGGGGUCCUUCUGACAAAAAGCAAACCAAAUGAAGAGUAUGGUCUCCGGCUUGGGAGUCAGAUCUUCAUAAAGGAAAUGACCAGAACAGGUCUGGCCACUAAAGACGGCAACCUUCAUGAGGGAGACAUCAUACUCAAGAUCAAUGGAACUGUCACUGAGAACAUGUCUUUAACGGAUGCUCGAAAACUGAUAGAAAAGUCAAGAGGAAAACUCCAGCUCGUGGUGUUGAGAGACAGCAAGCAGACCCUCAUCAACAUCCCAUCACUGAACGACAGUGACUCCGAGAUCGAAGAUAUCUCCGAAAUAGAGUCAAACCGAUCCUUUUCUCCAGAUGAGAGAAGACAGCAGUAUUCUGAUUACGAUUAUCAUUCCUCCAAUGAAAAGCUGAAGGAAAGGCCAAAUUCAAGGGAGGACACAUCGGGGAGAUUGUCCAGGAUGGGAGCCACACCCACUCCGUUUAAGUCCACUGGUGAUAUUGCAGCUGCGAUUGUCACAGAGACCAACAAGGAACCCAGACACCAGGAGGAACCUCCAGCUUUGCAACCAAAACCAGCCCCAAGAACUUUUCUUCGUCCUUCUCCCGAAGAUGAAGCAAUAUAUGGCCCUGAUACCAAAAUGGUGAGGUUCAAGAAGGGAGACAGCGUGGGUCUCCGGUUGGCUGGUGGCAAUGAUGUCGGGAUAUUCGUCGCUGGCAUUCAGGAGGGAACCUCGGCAGAACAGGAAGGCCUUCAAGAAGGAGACCAAAUCCUGAAGGUGAACACUCAGGAUUUCAGAGGGCUGGUUCGGGAGGAUGCUGUUCUCUACCUGUUAGAAAUCCCCAAAGGUGAAAUGGUGACCAUUUUAGCUCAGAGCCGAGCUGAUGUGUACAGAGACAUACUGGCUUGUGGCCGAGGGGAUUCAUUCUUUAUAAGAAGUCACUUUGAAUGUGAGAAGGAAACUCCACAGAGCCUGGCCUUCACCAGGGGUGAGGUCUUCCGCGUGGUCGAUACACUGUACGAUGGCAAGCUAGGCCACUGGCUGGCUGUGAGGAUCGGAAGCGAUUUGGAGAAAGGCUUAAUCCCUAACAAGAGCAGAGCUGAACAGAUGGCCAGUGUUCAGAAUGCCCAGCGAGACAACGCUGGGGACAGGGCAGAUUUCUGGAGAAUGCGCGGUCAGCGGUCCGGAGUGAAAAAGAACCUGAGGAAGAGUCGAGAGGACCUCACAGCUGCCGUGUCGAUCAGCACUAAGUUCCCAGCUUACGAGAGAGUUUUGCUGAGAGAAGCUGGUUUCAAGAGACCUGUGGUCUUAUUUGGCCCCAUAGCCGAUAUAGCAAUGGAAAAGUUGGCAAAUGAGUCACCUGACUUGUUUCAAACUGCUAAAACGGAACCAAAAGAUGCAGGAUCCGAGAAAUCCAGUGGGGUGGUGCGUUUAAAUACUGUGAGGCAAAUUAUUGAACAGGAUAAGCACGCACUAUUAGAUGUGACUCCAAAAGCCGUCGACCUGCUGAAUUAUACCCAGUGGUUCCCAAUUGUGAUUUUUUUCAACCCAGACUCUAAACAAGGUGUCAAAACCAUGAGACAGAGAUUGAAUCCAACGUCCAACAAAAGUUCUCGGAAGUUGUAUGAUCAAGCCAACAAGCUUAAAAAAACAUGUGUGCAUCUUUUUACAGCUACAAUCGACUUGAAUUCAGCCAACGAUGGCUGGUUUGGCAGCUUGAAGGAGACAAUUCAGCAUCAGCAAGGAGAAGCAGUUUGGGUCUCUGAAGGAAAGAUGGAAGGGAUGGAUGAUGACCCCGAAGACCGCAUGUCCUACUUAACCGCCAUGGGCGCGGAUUAUCUGAGUUGCGACAGCCGUCUCAUCAGUGACUUUGAAGACACCGACGGUGAAGGAGGUGCCUACACUGACAAUGAGCUGGAUGAGCCAGCCGAGGAGCUGCUGGUGUCUUCCAUCACCCGCUCCUCGGAGCCGGUGCAGCACGAGGAGAGCAUAAGGAGGCCCAGCCCAGAGCCACGAGCUCAUGUGAAGAGGGCUGCUAGCAGAGACCAACUUAGGGACAGUAGCCCGCCCCCGACAUUCAAGCCAGAGCCGCCCAAGGCCAGAGCCCAGAGCAGAGAAGAAUCCUCCGACUUCCCCAAAUCCCACUUCUCUGCCGUGGCCUCUAAUGAAAUUCCUGUGGCAUCUACCAAAGGUUAUCCUCCUCCUGUGGCAGCAAAACCUGUCUUUGGACGGUCUAUACUGAAGCCAUCUACUCCCGUCCCUGCCCCAGAGAAUGAGGAGAUGGGAGAGGGUGGUGAGGAGCAAGAAAACACUCCCAAGUCUGUCCUGGGCAAAGUCAAAAUAUUUGAGAAGAUGGAUCACAAGGCAAGAUUACAGAGAAUGCAAGAACUCCAAGAAGCUCAAAAUGCAAGGAUUGAAAUUGCGCAGAAGCUUCCUGACAUCUAUGCAGUCCCAAUCAAAACACAAAAGCCAGACCCUGGCCUGUCGCAGCACACAAGUUCCAGACCCCCUGAGCCACAGAAAGGUCCUUCCAUACUUUAUCAGGACACCAGAGGAGGUUACAGCAGUGACGCCGAGGAGGAGGAAUACCGCCAACAGCUGUCAGAGCAUUCAAAGCGCGGUUACUAUGGCCAGCCUGCCCGCUACCGGGACACGGAAUUAUAG
Messenger RNA from Orycteropus afer afer, 3513 nucleotides. RefSeq names its product tight junction protein 2 (gene TJP2). Bases 1 to 3513 code for a protein of 1170 amino acids. The record is from RefSeq and is a predicted model, not a curated record. The transcript is spliced from 23 exons. Lineage: Eukaryota; Metazoa; Chordata; Mammalia; Tubulidentata; Orycteropodidae. Gene Ontology annotation, molecular function: cell adhesion molecule binding. Gene Ontology annotation, biological process: establishment of endothelial intestinal barrier; cell-cell junction organization; cell-cell adhesion. Gene Ontology annotation, cellular component: plasma membrane; bicellular tight junction.